Messenger RNA from Salvelinus fontinalis (brook trout), 4590 nucleotides. RefSeq names its product dihydrolipoyllysine-residue succinyltransferase component of 2-oxoglutarate dehydrogenase complex, mitochondrial-like. The transcript has 15 exons. The record is from RefSeq and is a predicted model, not a curated record. The coding region runs from base 93 to 1433 and encodes 446 amino acids. Gene Ontology annotation, biological process: tricarboxylic acid cycle. Gene Ontology annotation, cellular component: oxoglutarate dehydrogenase complex. Gene Ontology annotation, molecular function: dihydrolipoyllysine-residue succinyltransferase activity. NCBI's taxonomy places the organism in Eukaryota, Metazoa, Chordata, Actinopteri, Salmoniformes, Salmonidae.
GUCGCUUUCCGUCGGCGCAGUCUUGAUGACAGCUUCUACUUUGAGACCUUCGUUACCACUCCCUUGGUUGGUUUGCCACCACAGUUGAAGCUAUGUUAUCGCAUUCCCGAUGUCUUUCCCGGACACUUGGGCGUUCUCUGUCUGCGUUAAGUCAGGGGAAGUAUGUGCUGGCUGGAAGGACUGCUUCAGGCCUAUCCGCUGGCAACAGGGUUGUCUACAGGAACAGUCAGUCUAGAUAUGAAUCUCUGUCAUCAGUUGGUGUCUUCCACGUCAGAUACUUCAAGACGUCUGCAGCACACAGGGAUGAAGUUGUCACCGUCAACACCCCUCCGUUCUCUGAGUCGAUCACAGAAGGGGACGUCAGGUGGGAGAAAGCUGUUGGAGAUUCAGUGAAAGAGGAUGAGGUGGUGUGUGAGAUCGAGACUGACAAGACCUCCUUGCAGGUGCCGUCUCCGGCGGCCGGGGUGAUCACGGAGCUGCUUGUGCCAGACGGAGGGAGGGUGGAGGCCGGGAAUCCCCUCUUCAAACUCCAAAAAGGAGCUGCAGCAGCCGCUACUGUCCCGGCGGCAGAGGCCCCUGCAGCAGCCGCUGCUCCAACCCCGGCUGCCAUCCCCGUCGCCAUGCCCGCGGUGCCUCCCGUGCCAACGCAAGCAGCCCAAGCCAAACCUGUUUCUGCAGUCAAGCCCAGCGCAGCACGAGCAGAACCAGUAGCAGUAGCCCAUGGGGCCAGGACAGAGAGCAGGGUCAAGAUGAAUCGUAUGAGGCUGAGGAUCGCUCAGAGGCUAAAAGAGGCUCAGCAGACCUGUGCCAUGCUCACCACCUUCAACGAGAUAGACAUGAGCAACAUCCAGGAGAUGAGGAAGCUCCAUAAAGAUGCUUUCCUGAAACGACACAAUAUCAAGCUGGGUUUCAUGUCAGCCUUCGUUAAGGCUUCAGCACACGCUCUCAUGGACCAGCCUUCUGUCAAUGGAGUGAUUGAUGAUACAACCAAAGAGAUCGUGUACAGGGAUUAUGUUGACAUCAGUGUGGCUGUGGCCACUCCCAAGGGACUGGUUGUACCGGUUAUUCGCAACGUAGAGACCAUGAACUUUGCUGACAUUGAGAAAACCAUCAACGGUCUGGGAGAGAAGGCUCGUAAUAAUUUGCUGGCUGUGGAGGACAUGGACGGAGGUACCUUCACCAUCAGUAACGGGGGAGUGUUCGGGUCCAUGUUCGGCACGCCCAUCAUCAACCCACCCCAGUCUGCCAUCCUGGGCAUGCACGGUAUCUUCGACAGGCCCGUGGCCAUCGGCGGCAAGGUGGAGAUCCGGCCCAUGAUGUACGUGGCUCUGACAUACGACCAUCGGCUGGUCGACGGCAGAGAGGCCGUCACCUUCCUGCGUAAGAUCAAGUCAGUGGUGGAAGACCCCCGCGUUCUUCUGCUCGACAUGUGAUCCCAACGUCCCAUCACUACAGCAGGGCCACGUUCAGUACACAGCGCUGUUGCCUGACAUUACAGAGGGGUAUGCUAUAACGCAGAAUCAGAGUUAGCCAGCUAACGUUGAUCAACAAGCAGCAAUAACUGGUUGUUGAUCUGGUUACAUCUAAGAAAGCUCAACUUAGAUUUGCCUUUUUUUGGUUGUUCGGCCAAUUUUGACCAUGCUCAUUUCAAGGUUAUCUUUCCCCCCCAAAAAUGUAAAAAGUUAUUUCAGAAAAUUUAGGCAACUUUGCUGGCUCUCGUUGACCCUGCUUUGUAGUAUACCCCUCAUAUAGCAGUGUUGUGAAUAGAGAGGACUUGAUUCCUUCUUAUACCCUUCGAGAGGGAUGUUGUUUCAACAUCAUGCUCCAAAACGUUGUGCCCUGCUGAACGCACCCCAAAGCUAUUUAAACAUCACUCAGCCUCUGUAUAAAACCCCAAACCCCCCCCCCCCCCCCCAAAUAAAACACAAGCGACAGCCAAAUCUUAUGUACUGCUUUUGGUUAAAGAGAGAGAGCCUGAGUCCCUGAUCUGGUUGUGGCGUUUUGUCAAGAAAGGACAAAACGGAUAUAUGGGAAUCAAGCAAAUAGAGAAUUUAAUGUUGAGAUUAUUCACUUUAUUAUUGGGUGGGUAUCAUUCUGCAGCUUUUGCUCAGAUUGACAUGUCAGAUUGAUUCAACAGUUGGUCAACAUCAUACAGUGUUACCACUGACUCUCUGAUGAACCUACCAUGUCUGAUCCGACUCAAUAUUAGACUGACUCUGAUGAACCUACCAGGUCUGUUCUGUCUCAAUAUUAGACUGACUCUCUGAUGAACCUACCAGGUCUGUUCUGUCUCAAUAUUAGACUGACUCUCUGAUGAACCUACCAGGUCUGUUCUGUCUCAAUAUUAGACUGACUCUCUGAUGAACCUACCAUGUCUGAUCCGACUCAAUAUUAGACUGACUCUGAUGAACCUACCAGGUCUGAUCCGUCUCUAUUAGACUGACUCUGAUGAACCUACCAGGUCUGAUCCGUCUCUAUUAGACUGACUCUGAUGAACCUACCAGGUCUGAUCUGUCUCAAUAUUAGACUGACUCUGAUGAACCUACCAUGUCUGAUCCGUCUCUAUUAGACUGACUCUGAUGAACCUACCAGGUCUGAUCCGUCUCAAUAUUAGACUGACUCUGAUGAACCUACCAUGUCUGAUCCGUCUCUAUUAGACUGACUCUGAUGAACCUACCAGGUCUGAUCCGUCUCAAUAUUAGACUGACUCUGAUGAACCUACCAGGUCUGAUCCGUCUCAAUAUUAGACUGACUCUGAUGAACCUACCAGGUCUGAUCCGUCUCUAUUAGACUGACUUUGAUGAACCUACCAGGUCGGAUCCGUCUCAAUGUUAGACUGACUCUGAUGAACCUACCAGGUCUGAUCCGACUCAAUAUUAGACCUGUACAUUCAAAGCACUUACAUUGCUGUCUAGAAGGAACCUGGAAGUCGGCAUUUCAUUGGACAGUGUACUGUACCACGUGUAUCCAGUACAUACGACUAAUAGAAGUGAACUUGGAAAAGAAACAGACACAUUUAUUUUUCUUCAAAGCAUCAUGAAUUUUGUGUACCUUUUUUUUAACACUGAGAUUUUCCAUCGCGCUGUACAUGUAAAUCUAUCCAUGCUAGUGAUUUAAAGCCAAUACGUGUUUUUAUAACGCUACCCUAAAGAAAUGUUCAGUCGGACAAGAUGAAGUCCAUUCUGAAGCUCCUGUGCUGUUUUGACUGUCCCAUGUCCUGGUUCUGUGUUUUGACAGAGCUAUUCAUGGGGAUACAGAAGCCUGUCUCCCCUGUAUGUCUAGUCUCUUGGCUUCCUACUGUUGCAGUAACUUCUGCUUAUUUUUGGGGUGACUGUCCACUGAGCAGCAUUGGAAGUGAUUUGGAAUCUCAUGGAAACUACCACACCCAUUGGGGUUUGCGUCCAUAAUGGCAUCCUAUUUCAUUUAUAUCGUGCACUACAAAAGUAGAGCACUAUAUACGUAUUAGGGUGCCAUUUCAGAUACAGAUAAUUGUCUUUGAGGUUUUGGUAGAGAAGGGAGUAACCACUUUCCGUCGUCUCUCUAAGAUGUACUUCUGUCUGUCCAUGAGAAGGCAGGCACCCUGCUAUAGAAAACCCGGACGCCAAUUUUGUUCAGGACUUACACAACAUCGUUUUUGGGAGUAGUUUUCAAGAAGCACAAUUUAGCAGCAUGCACGAUGUAUUUCUCAUGAUCAACUCUUCUUUGUUGAACCCACCCAGGUAAAGAGAUGUCUUUCUGUGCUGCGUACAAUGCUUAGUAACUAUUUAAAAACGACUAUUGUAGGUAGUAACGCUUAAUAACGCCACGUAAUAUAGAAUUUAUAACGGAUUAGUAAAUAGUUUAUUAAUCAUUACUCCAUUCAUAAGAUGUUUAAUAUAGGUCAUUUAUUUAACCAUUUAGUUAAGUCAUUAGUUAAAAGUAUUUUUUUUUGCUUGACCUCAUCAAAAGUGUGGGUUAUUUAUAUUUUAUAAGUAUGUAUUAUUUUGUGAGGGUGGAGAAUUUGCAAACCCGGAACUCCCAGAACUAAAUCCAGCCCACUGAGAAAAUUAUGCAAAGUUUCAGUUCUGGGUUAUUUGAGAGAAGACUGCUCUUAAGGCAUGACUGCAAACCACACUUUGCUUUUGGUAGAAAGGUCACUGCCAAGAAACGCUCAUGUUCAAAUUCUCAUCUGUGUUGUGGGCUUAUUGUUUAACCGUUGAUAUGUUCGAGGGGCCAUUUUGAGACCUUAAGGAGCAUCGGGUAUUACUGGAAUGUCUACCAAUGACAUGUCCAUCUGUUUGGUGAGAAAUUACACUUGUCGCUCAAAACAUUUUUAUAAAUGAUUUAUAAAGUAUAAAUAGCCAAUUUUUAGAUUAGGUCAUGCAAAAAUACUUUACUAAUGAUUAGUAGAUGGUUUAGAAGGACUUAUAUUGAACAUCUUAGAAAACAUUAAAUACUUUUAAGUUUUAUAAAUGUGUGAAUAACUAGGUUACUAACAUUUUUUUACAAAUGUGAGUAAUGAUGAAUAAAUUAUUUACUAAUCCGUUAUAAAAUGCUUUUAUGUAGAGUUAUUAUGAAGUGCUAGCCAACAUUAAAACAUCUCAGUUUUAA